This is a messenger RNA of Dictyostelium purpureum, 1974 nucleotides long. RefSeq lists its product as uncharacterized. Gene Ontology annotation, cellular component: cell cortex. The record is from RefSeq and is a predicted model, not a curated record. The coding region runs from base 1 to 1974 and encodes 657 amino acids. Gene Ontology annotation, molecular function: actin monomer binding. The transcript has 3 exons. NCBI's taxonomy places the organism in Eukaryota, Evosea, Eumycetozoa, Dictyosteliales, Dictyosteliaceae.
AUGAACAAGAACUUUAUUGUUGGAGAGGAUGAUGAACCAACAGAUGAAUUAACAAGUGAAAUUAUCAAAAUUUUUAAAGAUUAUAAUGUGGAAUUAAAACCAGAUCAAAUAAAAGAAGAUUUACCAAAGAAAAAAAAGGAAGAAGAAAAAGAGCAACUAAAAAAUGAAGAUGACCAAUAUGGAGUAGAGUACGACAAUGAUGAAGAUGAAUAUAAUGAUUAUGAAGAUAAUGAUGAUAAUGAAGAUUAUUAUGAUGACUAUAAUAAUUCUGAUGAUGAUGGAAAUGACAUAGUUUUAAAAGAAACAAUAAAUAAUAAACCCAAUAAUAAUAGUAAUAGUAAAAAUAAUAACUAUAAUAUUUACAAUUAUAAUAAUAAUAAUAAUAAAAAUUUUUAUAGUGAUAAUUAUAAAAAUAAUAGUAUCUCCAUUAAUAUUAACAACAAUAAUAAUAACAUUAGUAAUGAUAAUAAUAAUAAUAAUAAAAGUAGUAAAUAUAAUAGCGAGUUUUCGACUGUCAAACAACAUGAAAAUAGCUUUAACUCAUCGGUUUCAACAAUUUUAGAUGAUUCUGAAGUUGUUACUAAAUUUUUAACAUCACAAGGUAUUUUAACUUUGGGAUCCUUAGCAAUAAUGGAGGAUGAUUCAAUUCAAGUAUUAUCAUAUACUAUUGAAUGUGCAGAUACAGAAGCUAUUAAAAUUUUUCAAGAAAUUUCGAGAGAUGUAAUCAAAGCAUCACAGUGCUCAACUGAACCACGAAGCUAUAUAAACCCAAAUUUUUCAAUUUGCCAAGUUAACCACUCCUCAUCAAUUAUGGUUUUGAAUGGUACAACUUUAAAUGAUGAAAAGAACUUGAGGAAAUUGGAUAUUCACACCAUUGGUCAAUUGGCAAGUGCAAGUGAUAGAGUUAUUAUAUCUGCAGAUAGUAGACUUUCCCUCUUUUCAUUCAUGGCCAAAAGAUUUUUAGAAUAUAUCAAAAACAAGCCUUAUGCAUACUCUCCAAUGCCAUUGGCUUCCCUUUCGGUUAUCAAAACUGAAGACAAAAGUAAAUUAAAAUCAGUUUAUUAUUAUUGCAGCAUCGAAGUUGCUGAUUAUAUAAAAGUUCAAGGUUGUAUCAAAUCUGCAAAAUUGUUAUUUGAAGAGUUUAUGAACUCACCAAAAGAAUCAAGAUUUAACCACCCAUGGAGAAAAAUCUAUUUCUCUUUUCGUUUGGCCGCCUCAAAGUAUUGUAAAAAUUUAGAUCCUACCGAUUUAGAUGUCUACAGCUAUUUACUUUGGAGAUCCACAUCAUCAAGGGGUUUAUCAUCAGAUAAUUGUGUUGGUGGAGUUUUAGCUAUUCAAUGUUUUUAUAGUCCAGUUCCACCAGGUAUAGAUUUAGGUGUUUACUCUAAAGAAUUUGAAGUUAAAAUUGAAGUAGAUAUUGAAGAUCUUUUAAAGAGCCCAACUACUCAAGUUUUCUAUUGUAUCAGCGAUAACCAAAGCUCAAAUCUUCUCAAUAAGGAUAUCUGGAUAAAAGCUACAAAAGAUGAUUUAAUCAGAGAAUCCUCUUCAGACUCUUGGAAAAACUAUGUUGAUGGUAGUGAUCCAAAAUUAACAACCCCUCAUUGUUCAAUUAUAACUUUAAGUGAUUCAAAUUUAAUCGGUGCUGGUUUCGCCCAAGCCGCCAUCAUUGGUUUAGAUGGUAAUGAAUGGGCUAAAUCUGCUGGUUUUGGUCUUAAAGGUACUGAAGGUAAAACUCUUGCUGGUUUAUUCUCAAAACAAGACCCAGGUGCUGGUGUCUCUGUCAACGGUAACAAAUACAUGACCCUCAAGACUGACUCACGUUCAUUAUACGGUAAAAAAGGUAGCGGUGGUGUCGUUUGUGUUAAAACUGGUACCUGUGUCUUAAUCGGUGUCUAUGAUGAUAAAUUACAACCAGGUGCUGCUGCCAACGCCGUCGAAAAAUUAGCUGAUUACUUAAUUGAUAACAACUGUUAA